Betta splendens (Siamese fighting fish) is the source of this 7777-nucleotide messenger RNA. RefSeq names its product large tumor suppressor kinase 2 (gene lats2). NCBI's taxonomy places the organism in Eukaryota, Metazoa, Chordata, Actinopteri, Anabantiformes, Osphronemidae. Gene Ontology annotation, biological process: hippo signaling; regulation of organ growth; G1/S transition of mitotic cell cycle. The record is from RefSeq and is a predicted model, not a curated record. Gene Ontology annotation, molecular function: protein binding; ATP binding; protein serine/threonine kinase activity. Gene Ontology annotation, cellular component: spindle pole; nucleus. Bases 1229 to 4726 code for a protein of 1165 amino acids. The transcript has 10 exons.
GGCCAGGGUACGCCUGUGGUAGCAGAGCAGAGCCAGGAGGAGCAUCCUGAAGAGCCGCAGGCCAUCGUGGAUGAAAGUACAUCUUCUUCCAUCAGCUCAGACGAGGAAGAGGAGGACGAUGACAAAUCUAAAUGCUUUGGAGGAAGCCCUGCCUAGAAUAUGUGCGGUCACAGAGGAGGAAAUGACAGGACCUCUCACUCUGCUACUUUUAAACACGGUGGCCUUUAGUGCUCAGGAUGAAGGUCGAUGUUGUUGGACGUCAUCAUAAAUUAAAAUUCUUUUAGAACAGGGGUUAAAUUUAACUAUUUGUAUAUUCAAAACAUUUUUGUCUUUCGUUUGCACACUCUUAACCUAAUUGCAAAAUAAAUAUAACUGGUUAGAAAUAGCUCACUGCUCAAAGUCAACAUGUGUAUAGACGAAACGCCGGGUUAAGAGGCGCAGUACUUUAACUUCAGUAAACUGUUUAAAGUAGGUUUUGUGGGCUUUGUGUCCGAGUUCAUAGUUAUUGAUGUAGAGCUACAGACUGAACGCAGCGGCUGAGACGAUGCGUUCUGUCUGCAGGAGACGAUCUUUGGCUCGCUGCUGACGUGCGUCGGUCCGUCACGUGACCUGUGGAAUGUUAACAAUGCAGCGAGUGUCCAACUUUGUGCUGCAUUUCUGAUCCUGCUGGAGUCUGGGGAGAAAAUGGAGGCUCAUUUCAUCAUAAGUGCCAUGUUCCUCCGUCUUUUCUGAGCUCCACGGACGAACGAGCGCACCCCGCCGCCGGAUAACGGACUUUAAAAAGUGCCCGUUUAACGGGAUUGGCUCCGGUCCGACUUCUUGCUGCUUCUAUCACAUGGAGCAGAUUGGCAGCAUCAUGGUUUGGCUCCGCGCUGCCCUCGUGACUGACUGCAUUUCCUGGAAUAAGCUGGAACCUGAGCCUUGAAAGCUACACCAUGGAAUGCCUGUAGUAUCCCCGCCUCACCUUCACCCAGCCCUCCGGCAUCAGCGGGAACCACAAGCACAAAGACAGACGCAAACAAAUAAGGGACGCAGGGGAGGACUCUAAAUCUGCUGCCGGACAGUCUUUAUCUAUUUGGGCCAGACAUCUGGAGAGGGACCCUUUGACGGGUGCAGCGGAGUGAGUGAGUGUGUGUGUGUGUGUGUGUGCGUGUGUGUGUGUGUGUGUGUGUGUGUGUGUGUGUGUGUGUGUGUGUGUGUGUGCGCGCCUGUCAGAGGCACUGAGGCAAUGAGGCCAAAGACUUUCCCAGCCGCCCCGUAUGUGGGCAACACGCGCCAGAGGCUCCAGGAGAUCAAAGAAGGCCUGAAGCAGCCGGCCAAGCUGGUGAGCCAGGCGCUGCACGGCGGCCCCCGCAGCGAGGGCCGCGGCGCCGAGAGCAAGGGCGGCAAGGACGCGGCCAGCCGGCAGCAGCAGCUCCGGCCGCCGCAGAAGUUCAACAACUACCAGAAUGCACUGCGGGAAAUACGCAAGUCCCUCAUGCCCUUCGCCAACGAGUCGGGUCCGUCCUCCGGGUCGGGGCACCCUGCCGGCGCCGGGGAGGUCAACCGGCAGAUGCUGCAGGAGCUGGUCAACGCAGGCUGCGACCAGGAGAUGGCCGUGCGGGCGCUGAAGCAGACAGGAAGCAGGAACAUUGAAGCAGCUUUAGAGUACAUUAGCAAAAUGAGUUACCUUGACCCUCGCAACGAGCUCAUAGUCCGUGUCAUCAAGCAGACUUCGCCAGGAAAAGCUGGCAUGCCCAACUCGAUGGACCACCGACCUGCAUUAGAGGCUUCAGGUGAGGCAGUAGCCAUGCCUCCAUACCACCAGAUGGGGCCUCCCAUGUAUGAGGCGGCUGGAGGGUACGACCCUGAGGGUGAGAUGCCCAGACCCUACAUGAGCGCUCCCCCAGUUAUGAACUACAUGAUGCCCUCAUCUGGUGCAGCACAGGGCCCUGCUAUGGGCAAUCCUAUGGGUCGACCUCCUAGUAUGGGCACCUAUCCACCAGUAAUGGCCCCUCAGAGCAACCCAGCCAAUACAAUGUAUCCUCCAGGGGCCCAGCAGAAAGUUUACCCUGGCACUAUGGAGCAACAUGGGCCCAUAAUGAGCUACACUGUGCCUGGCCAGCCUCUGCAACUCCAGUCUCAGCCACCAGGGGGCCCAGUCCCAGGCCCCCACUAUGACUACGGACAUCCCAGACCACACAUGAUGGAACCAGCAGGCUAUGGCGUGAAGAGGACCCCCUCUUUCCAGAACAAGAUGGCAGCACCACCGAUCGCGCCCCCAGAUAACUAUGUCAACAUGCAAGGAAAAGGGGCUAUGGGUCAGAAUGUGCCAGGAGGCGGAGGGGGAGGGUACCCUGCUAACUUGUACCUUUCCCCUCACUCCCACCCCCGACAGUCCAGCCCCACCUCCCACCAGGUGCACAUGAUGUCUCGUCCCCCCGGAGGGGUGGCAGCCAUGGGCCCUGACUUCUCAGACCUACCCCAGGGCUUGAGGACUCCAUCCAGGGCUAGCCUCAACCUGGACCUCUAUGAGCACCACUGGGCAGGGCCUGCAGGCCCUGAAGGGGCCCCUGCUGCCAGGCAACCUCAGCCUCAGGGCCCCUUCAGGGGUGAAGUGCGUGUCCCCAGCAGAACCAACUCCUUCAACAGUCGAGCUGCAGGGCCCAAUGGUGUCCGGGCCACAAUGGCUGCCCCGCCUACAAGUGGGAAGCAGGAGCCCACCUUGGGUCCACCGAACACCAUCACAGCUGUAACGUCCCCACCCAUCCAGCAGCCGGUCAAGAGUAUUCGUGUGAUGAGGCCAGAGCCCAAGACAGCUGUGGGACCGUGUCACCCUGGGUGGAUGUCAGCUCAGGCCCAGGAUGCAACAGAGCCGCUGGCCUACGUGCCAGAGGACACUUACCUUGAGCCUGCUCAGGAACCACGGUGCCCCCCACCGCCCUACCCCAAAAACCUGCUCAUGUCUGCAGGGCCAGGUGAGCCAGGGGUCCUGGAAGGAGCUGGAGCCAAGGGUGGAACCCAGGACCUUAGCAGCUCUGCCGUCAGAAGCACAAUCGGUGGCAGCGGAGGAAGCGGGAAGGCCGAAGAGAGCCAGCGCGUGAAAGAGAAGACGAAGGUGGGGAAGGGAGAGAAAACGGUCAAAGACAAGAAGCAGAUCCAGACCUCACCUGUCCCAGUAAGGAAGAAUGGACGAGACGAGGAGAAGAGGGAGUCCCGCAUCAAGACCUACUCUCCCUUUGCCUUCAAGUUCUACAUGGAGCAGCACAUAGAGAAUGUGAUGAAGACCUACCAGCAGAAACUCAACCGCAGGCUUCAGCUGGAACAGGAGAUGUCCAAGGCUGGACUGUCGGAGGCAGAGCAGGAACAGAUGAGGAAGAUGCUCUACCAGAAAGAGUCCAACUACAACAGGCUACGUCGGGCCAAAAUGGACAAGUCCAUGUUUGUCAAAAUCAAGACGUUGGGGAUCGGUGCCUUCGGAGAAGUGUGUCUGACACGCAAGGUGGACACCGGUGCACUUUAUGCCAUGAAAACGCUGCGCAAGAAAGAUGUCCUCAACCGCAACCAGGUGGCGCAUGUGAAAGCAGAGCGUGACAUCCUGGCAGAGGCCGACAACGAGUGGGUCGUGCGUCUCUACUACUCCUUCCAGGACCGCGACAGCCUGUACUUCGUCAUGGACUACAUCCCCGGAGGAGACAUGAUGAGCCUGCUCAUCCGGAUGGGCGUCUUCCCCGAGCCCCUGGCGCGCUUCUACGUGGCAGAGCUGACGCUGGCUAUUGAGAGCGUCCAUAAGAUGGGAUUCAUCCACCGCGACAUCAAACCCGACAACAUCCUCAUCGACUCGGACGGACACAUCAAACUGACGGACUUCGGCCUCUGCACGGGCUUCCGCUGGACGCACAACUCCAAGUACUACCAGAAAGGAAGCCACGUCAGACAGGACAGCAUGGAGCCCAGUGACUUCUGGGACGACGUGUCCAACUGCCGCUGCGGUGACCGACUGAUGACACUGGAGCAGCGCGCCAACCGGCAGCACCAGCGCUGCCUGGCUCACUCCUUGGUGGGAACGCCCAACUACAUCGCCCCGGAGGUGCUGCUGCGCAAAGGCUACACCCAGUUGUGUGACUGGUGGAGUGUGGGGGUGAUCUUGUUUGAGAUGCUAGUGGGACAACCGCCGUUCCUGGCCCCAACACCCACAGAGACUCAGAUCAAGGUCAUCCACUGGGAGAGCACCCUGCAGGUGCCGGCCCAGGUCAAACUGAGCCCAGAGGCUGUCGAUAUCAUCGGUCGGCUGUGCUGCGCGGCGGAGGACCGGCUCGGUGCCAAUGGCGCCGGCGAGAUCAAGGCUCACCCAUUUUUCACGCAGAUGGACUUCUCUAGUAAUUUGCGCCAGCAACUAGCUCCCUACCGGCCUAAGAUCGCCCAUCCCAUGGAUACGUCCAACUUUGACCCCGUGGAGGAAGAAGGUGGGGCCGGGGCGUGGAGUGACAGCGGGGACAGCACCCGGGCCUUGGACCUCCUCUGCUCUCCACAUGGGAAGCACCCUGAGCACGCCUUCUACGAGUUCACCUUCCGCCGGUUCUUCGAUGACAACGGUUGCCCCUUCCGCUACCCUAAACCACUGGAGGCCAGCGUCAGCAUGGGCCCGGAAGAGGAGGAGGUCCAGGAAGAGGAUGAGGAGGAGGGAGAGGAAGAUGAAGAGGAGGAAGGAGAGCAGGGAGAGGGGUGUGAGCCUGUGUACGUCUAGAGCUACACACUCACAGGCUUCCAGAGCACCUCAUGUCGGUUGUUGCAGGUGCUGCUACUCUUCUGUGUGUGUCAGUGCUUAUCUGGUGUGUGUUGUUGUAAAGUUGCAGCAGCAGGACAGGCGAACACAACCCUCUAGUGGAUCCAACUGUGUCCACAAAUCACAAUUCCCCUGAUCCGGGACCAACAAAGAUUCUGCAUGUGACAACAAGGGUAAAGUGUAUGAAAAGGAUGGUUAACAGCCUCAGGAAUGUCAGGCUGUCUGCAUCCAAAGGUUUUCAUUUGAGGAUCACUUCUGUCCCAUUCCUUCCACCCUUGAUCUUACAGAUGACCUAAACACUGAACACUUCUACACAAGCUGUUGUUCACUGUUUGACACGGCAGUGUGAGGAGUGGAACCAGUUUACUCAUUGGUCACACGCAAGGGGUCUGAAUCUGCAUCGUUUCCACAGCUGCUGCAAACUAAGCUAUAGAGACCGUAUAGAUCUUGUGCUCAGGCUUCUGGACUCUGCAGGUCUAUAUUAGUUCUUCAAGACAUUGACUCAGAUAAAUUCCUCCAGAUUCCUCUGAUGCAUGAGAAGUUUUUAUUUAAGUGCCAGCGUCCUGUGUGACAGGCCUUUUGGAAGCAUUCAGUUUUCAAGAGAUGUCUCUGUGCCUCAAACGUCACCAACACACAAAUUAAUGAAGUAAGUCAAUGUCUCUGACAGUAAUUUUGUGCCAACUUCAGCUUAGUGCAAGAGAUGAAGCCCAUGGAGAACACCUUGUUUUAGACAAUAGAACCGAUGAGUAAAAUGAGUAAGACUAUUAAGAGAAGCGAGACGUGGACACGCAGGAACCCGUUGGAGCGGGUGGGGCCGGGUUCUUUUCAGACUGAGAUUAAAACACACUACACAAACACGCACGUUCACCAUUUUACACUUUUACUUUUCACUUCCACAGUAGUUUAACCAGCCUUCUUCAUCCUCUGGAGGCAGUCAAAACACAAAGCAACACGUUCCUGCAACAGCCAAACGUGAUAGUAUGAAUAUGUGCAAUACCAAAAACAUUAUAUAUAGUUUUCUAAACACUUAUUAACCUUAUGAACGUCUAUUACUAAAUGUACAAAUAUAUUACUUUAUAUAUAUUUUUUCUUUUUCUCAGUUACAACAUGCUGCUUAUUAUUGAGUUUAUUAUUUACUUAUUAUUAUAACUGUUAUUACAUUUGUAUCUGUUGUUUUGUUAUGGCUUAAAGAAGUCUUGACUUAACUGGCCACAUAUUGUUCUUGGGUUUUGAGGUAGAAGCUUUGUGCCUUUCCAGCUGAAUGUUGUAAUGUGUGUUAAGGGCGACGACAGUGAUGGUGAAGGUGAUGAUGAUGAAUGUUUGCAGAGCAGUGUUGAGUGACUCUUCAGCUCUUGCGGACGGGCUGGUCCUGAAUGCAGGAGAGGAUGGAGUAACAGUGUCUGGUUCACAAACCGAUAGAACAGAGUAGAUGAGCGAUGGAGGAUGAGGAGAAGCGAAGAUGUUUGGCCUGAAGAACGGAAUGAAAGAGAAACAAAACAGGAAAAUUCUACAAAGAGUUAGUGGUUGGUACAUUUUUUUAUUCUCUGAAAUUACCACAAGUUUUCUAUGUUUAGGUUUAUCCUUUUGAUCUGUGCCUUGUUGUACCAUCCAGUAUGUUGCUUUUUGACAAUCGGCAAACAGAAAUUGCUGUGUCGAACCGAGCUGUUUGGUUAAUGACAACCAAACUGUUCCCACAGUAUUGUGUGACUUUGACUGGGAAUGCUAGAGGCAUGAGAACAUUUACGUGAUUCUCUAAGAAUGAUGGAAAAUGUUUGGAUGAAAUUUUUUUUAUUAUUAAUUAGUUUGAAUAUGUAUUGAAAGUUAGUUUUCUGUAAAUCUGCCUUGUGUUUUAAAGUGAGCAGCACAAUCUUAUAAGAUUAACUUCUUAUCUAUUUUUCAUUGACCUCUUUUGCCCGUUAUUACUCUUCAUGCAGGGAAAUCGACAGAACAUUCUCUGUGUUUAACAUUUACACUGGCUUUGUUUACAUACACAACAACCUUGAUUUUAUUCUAGUCAGUAACUUGCAGCAAGUAGAACUAGAUGGGUCAGACGUUGAGGGAAAGCAAAGAAGAAGAAAUUACAACUAAAACCAACUGCAAUAAAAAAAUAGUCACAUGUAUAAUCUGAAGGUGGCUUUUACCCCACAAAUUCGACCUUUUGUGUAACUGAGUUUUGUGUCUUUUUGGUUGCAACAUAUUAUUUUAGGAAGGGGAAACAGGGUUUUCACACAUUCAGUGUUGUAACUAAGGCUGUGUUUAGAUUUGUUAACUCCAUGUCACUUAUUUCACCUACUUGUUGCAUUAUACAUCAUCAUUCACAUAAAAACGUUUAAUCUAGAUGUGACAGCUGUCUUCUGUCAUGAAAAUGUGCCAUGAAAAAUUCAAUUGGACUAAACUUAGUAUCUGGCCUGCAAACUGUAAGGCGCCCAGACUAAUCUGGAGCUUUGGUUGAGUGGAUCCUGACCGACAUUCUUAAAGUGAACAGAGCUCUCUUGCACUCUUCUCUAUGCUGGUUCAAACAUCUAACCCUCUAUCUUCUCUAAACCUCUUGUUGACUGCAUUGCCAAUAUACAUUGACCAGGAAUGACUGCUUUGUGAAAAAAAGCUUUAUACCAGGAGCUGUGACUCUUUGCAGUGUGUGUGUGUGUGUGUGAGAGAGAUGUUUCCGGGAUAUGUUUUUGUUUUUUGUUCCAAAGGUUAGAGAGUGAUGACUGACAAUCUUUGAUUGCCUUUAUAUAUGAUUUUCUCUGUUUGGCUUUUAUGCUCCUUAAUGUAUGAUACUGUAUUGUUACUGAAUUUAUAUUUAUACAGAUAUACAUAUUUUUUGUAUCCCACCCUCUUUUCCCCAAUUUCCUUUGUGUUAAUGUUGAAACAUGUCUACGCAGUAUUACAGAUGAUAAAAUGUGGACAGCUAUCUCUUUUUUUACAUGUAUGUAUGAACUGAGAAUUUGUAAAAAUGAUUUUACAGUAUGUGUGUAAAAUGUAUGUAUAAAUUAAAUUAACCAACGUGGA